GCGGUGUAAAUGCGCAGCUAACAGUUGAAUGCCAUCUGCAAAUCAAAACCGGAAGAAGAGAAAGCGACGCCUUAUAAGAAUUGCCAAGUUGUUGAACUUUUUGCUUAUUUCGAGCAUCGGUGAUUUCCUUGGAAACAAAACCCUCAAGUAAAAUGACAACCAUCAGGUUUGGCUCAACUUGCAGCCCUACUAAGACCUCAGCUGCAGAAACUGUUCCACGUUGGGAAGAACAGGCUGAUGCAACAGAUCCAUGUGACCCAAACAAGCUUCUUCAGUGUCCAUACGACAAGAAUCAUCAGAUCCGUGCUUGCCGCUUUCCCUACCAUCUGAUUAAGUGCAGCAAGAACCACCCAAAACUGGCCAGUGAAUUGAAAACUUGUCCUUUUAAUGCCCGUCACCUUAUGCCCAAGCAUGAGUUGUCACAUCAUAUUGUUAACUGUGUGGACAGAAGAUCUGUUAACACAGAAGACUUGGGCAAUGAGGUGCAAAAUAAAUGGCAGGUCCCUGUCAGCACCUGGACAAACCCAAACACUGAUGAAGAUUGGGAUGAAGAAGCCGAUGACGUCACACAAACCCCUUUUGUAUGGGGUGUGUCUACAACAUUUAUCAGGCCUGAGCCAGGCAUACACUGCCUAAAACCUGGACUACGGUCCCCAAAAGUUCUCCCAUGGAAGAUCUAAUUUACUGUCAUUUACAGAAUUUGCAUGCUUUUUGGUUUGCUUGAAGUUGUUUCUCCUCAGGUUGUUGUUUUUAUCUACCUGCAUAAUUGUUAUUUUUGCAAUGUGUUCUUAUUGCAACUUGUGUGCACUUACUGUCGAUUGAAUCAAUGCAAACUAUUUCUAAUACACUUUGGCAUUACUUUCAUUAUUGUCUGCUCUACAAAUCUCUGAAGUCGAUGUUGGCGGACCCAAUCAGAAAAGCGAAUAGGAAAAAUAUAUUCUAUUCCUAUUCCUCACACAAGACGUGUGUUGUCUGUAUGUCCUUGUGGUAGAACAGAUUGUCUGAUGAGUGCAUGGGUGAAGAGGGGAAUUCUUCACACAACACACAUUGAUCAGGGUGUUUACAUAUCCAAAAAGAACAGCCUUGUGGAGAUUAUGACUUGCCUUUCUUCAACACAGACUGAUGGGAGUGUGUUUUGUGGAUUCAUGGACUGAUAAAUGUGGAGUGUAUACAAAUUAAAGAGCGAAGUGUAGACAUG
Osmerus eperlanus (European smelt) is the source of this 1198-nucleotide messenger RNA. RefSeq lists its product as uncharacterized. The coding region runs from base 153 to 680 and encodes 175 amino acids. The record is from RefSeq and is a predicted model, not a curated record. NCBI's taxonomy places the organism in Eukaryota, Metazoa, Chordata, Actinopteri, Osmeriformes, Osmeridae. The transcript has 7 exons.